Molecule: messenger RNA, 5392 nt
Organism: Epinephelus lanceolatus (giant grouper)
Lineage: Eukaryota; Metazoa; Chordata; Actinopteri; Perciformes; Serranidae
Product: poly(rC)-binding protein 3-like
Molecular function (GO): RNA binding
Source: RefSeq, a predicted model, not a curated record
UGGAUGGGGGGGGCGGUGGGUGAUGGUCACCCAGAUUACGCCUCAUCAUACGGCCUAUUUACACGUGACACCAAACAGUAUGACAAACAGACUAUCGCACCGCAGCAACUAAAACUGUGCUCAUUGAGGAUGCCAGUCAGUUUGGUUUCAUCACAUAAUUUUGAGAACUGUCACGUGUUUCUGGUUGCUCAUGUGACCCUGCGGUACGGACCAAUAGGGUGGCAGAGUUUGUCCUGGGCAGAGCGAAAGAAAGAGGGGAAAAAAAAAAUCAUUUUCCCUUUGCGAUUUUUAAUCUUGCAACGCCCAAAGUGAUAGUCAUCUACUGUAUCCUGCGCUACAUAAAGGUGACCGGUUGGCUGACUCCACCAUCACACUCGCGUUGGCCCUUGAACUCCUCUCUCACGUGACCACGCCCCUUCCUUCACAUCCAAUCCCGACAUGGAGCCCAUCAAGGUCCAAUCAGAAGGUGGACUGAAUGUGACCCUCACCAUCAGGCUGCUGAUGCACGGCAAGGAGGUUGGGAGCAUCAUAGGAAAGAAAGGAGAAACAGUGAAGAAAAUGCGUGAAGAUAGUGGUGCCCGCAUCAACAUCUCAGAGGGGAACUGCCCUGAACGGAUAGUCACCAUCACCGGGCCAACAGAUGCUAUUUUCAAGGCCUUUGCCAUGAUAGCCUACAAGUUCGAGGAGGAUAUCAUCAACUCUAUGAGCAACAGUCCAGCCACCAGUAAACCACCUGUAACCCUGAGGCUCGUUGUCCCGGCCAGCCAGUGUGGCUCUCUUAUUGGCAAGGGAGGCUCCAAAAUCAAAGAAAUGAGAGAGUCCACAGGAGCUCAGGUCCAGGUUGCAGGUGACAUGCUCCCCAACUCCACCGAGAGAGCAGUGACCAUUUCAGGGGCCCCAGAAGCCAUCAUCCAGUGUGUCAAACAGAUAUGUGUGGUGAUGCUUGAGUCCCCACCGAAAGGUGCCACCAUCCCCUACCGCCCCAAGCCUGCCUCCACCCCUGUCAUUUUUUCAGGUGGCCAGGUAAGAGCAGACCCACUGGGGGCGUCCACAGCCAACCUCAGCCUCUUACUGCAGCACCAGCCACUGCCUGCUUAUACCAUUCAAGGACAGUACGCCAUCCCACAUCCAGAUCAGUUGAGCAAGCUCCACCAGUUGGCUAUGCAGCAAACCCCCUUUACCCCCCUCGGACAGACCACCCCUGCCUUCCCCGCAGCAGGUCUGGAUGCCAGUAACCAGGCCAGUACUCAUGAACUCACCAUUCCCAAUGAUCUAAUAGGCUGCAUAAUCGGACGCCAGGGAACCAAAAUCAACGAGAUCCGUCAGAUGUCUGGGGCACAGAUCAAAAUUGCUAAUGCCAUGGAAGGGUCAUCGGAGCGCCAGAUCACCAUCACAGGGACCCCCGCCAACAUCAGCCUGGCCCAGUACCUCAUCAAUGCAAGGUUUAGAGACGUGGCGGCCAUGUGGAAUGACCCAUCUUCCAUGACCACAUCCUGAGAUCCCUGACUGACUCCUCCGUUUGGCCCUUUCCAAUGACUGACUACCGCAGACAAUCCUGAUGAAGCCCUUCGGACUCUGGCUCUGGCUCUCCGAAAACCCUGACCGCCUUCCCGCUCUGAUUCAAAGUUGUUUAUACAUCAGGGAGGGUUGGGCGCUCAUUUUGAUUUCAGAGAGCCAAAUUAAAUUAACAAAAAAGAAAAAAAAAAGAAAUACAAAAAAUAAAUUCUCUGUUGAUUAGUUUUUUUAGAGAACUGUUGAAGCAUGUUGAAUGUUUACUAGGAACAACUUGUGUUAAUCUUUCUCUUCUUUUUCUCUCUAUCUAUUGCUUUCUCUUUCUCUCUGUCAGUGCUGCGUCAUAGAACAUCGUUUAAAAGUAUACACUUGUAAAAGAUUGAGAAUUUUUGUAGAACAUAGUUAUCUGCAUAUUACAGCUGCGCAGUGAUGCUAUCGGCAGAGUGUGUGGUGGGAUGUAGCCAAAUUAUCAAAUUUUGAUAAUAUAUUUCAAAAACAAAAAAAAAUUGGACUGUUCUGCUUUUGUCCUAAUUUGCAUCUUUGUCUACUUACAAAUCCAAUCUCUACCCAUGACUCUUUGCUGCAUCACAUGACCCUUUUAAGCCAAUGGUAUCACUCCUAGAGCCUCCCUUCUCAUGUUAAUUUCCUGUAUUUACAUUAUUGCUUAUAUUGCAUGUGUUCAGUGUCGUAUCGUUGUGUAUUUGAGUAAACCUGUUCAGUGUAGGUGCUCCUUUAAAUGUUAUAAUUAUAUCUUUGUGCUUCCUUUCUUUUCCGCAAACUUUUUCAGCAUUUUUGGCCAUUCACGUCUAGUCCUACUCCCUGCCCAAAUGAAAAACUUUCCAACAUAGCCUCCUUCUAUCAACACCAAUUAUUAGUAUAUAGAUGCAUGAAUGGGAAUUAGUGAAAAAUCAGUGGCUAAAACACUAACUGAAAAUUUAAAUGAUUGUUUACUUAUUAUUAUACUGUAUUUGUUUUGUACAAGGACUAUUGUGAUUUAGCACAUUAGUCGACUACGCGGCGCUCAUGCAAUAGACUAUUCAACACUUUACUCUGGACUGCCUCUGAUGUGGGAGGAAUUAGUUGGACUUAAAAGCCAAGUGUUGCGUCCAAACCUUUCGGCUUCCUUCCCUUGUCUCAGAUAAAUUACGGGUCCCUGUGAAAGCUUUAAAAGAGAGCAAAAAACAAGGGAAAGAAGCCGACUCUUCGUGGCAAAGAGGCCUAAACGUUUGGACGAAGCCGAAUGGUAUUUUUUGGGCCAAGGAAUGUUCAGGGGUUCAUUGGGGGGAACCCACGGGGCCUGGGCGGACGUGACCACUCAGUCUCUUUUUCAAGAUUGUUCAUCUUGUCUUUUUGUUGUCAUACGGUUGAUUUGACGCUUUAGGUUUGAAUGUCUUUUUAUUGUCAGCAACUUAAUUGUUUUUAUUUGAAAAAGGACAGGUUGGAUGACAAUUAGUACUGCUUCACUGGUUUUCAGUAAAACCAGCAUGUAUUUAUUUAUGGUGUGGUGAUGCACAUAUGACUUUUUGUUUGUCGAUCAUGAAACUUAAGCUAAGUUAGUUUUGUUGUAUUGUAUUUAAUUUGAGAGGGAGGUGUGGAUGAUAUUUGGUAUGGUUCAGUAUUUCAACCAUCCCUCGCGUGUUCGACUCAUGAAGAUGCUCUAAAUACUAUUGGGACAGCUUGAGUCAUCUCAUUUCCGAACAGCUGAGCUCAAUUCAGUUUUGACAUAAGACAAACAGCUGUUGAAUGUUAUUGUCGAAUCACAUGAUCUACUGUCCAACACAGUAGCAUUCUGCAUUUUCAGUGUCUCAAUUUCUUCAUACAUACCACUACUCUUGUUUUAUUUUACAAUAGCUUAUGCUGAGCUUUAAGGAAAAGUUUGACAUUUUGUGAAAUAUGCUUGUUCGCUUUCUCAUCAAGAGUUAGAUGAGAAGAUUGAUAUCCCUCUGUCUGUAUGCUAAAUAUGAUCUGCUUAGCUUAGCUUAGCUUAGUUUAGCUUCGCUUAGCUUAGCUUAGCAUAAAGGCUGGAAACAGAAGGGAGCAUCUACCUGGCUCUGCAAAGCUAAAUAAAUGACUUUACCAGCUGCUAAAGCUUACUAAGUAGCAUGUUAAAUCUAGUGUGUUUAAUCACAAGAGUCAGAGUAACAGUUUCCCCUUGUUGCAGGCUUCGUGCCAAGCUAAGUUACGCUAAAUGUUCCCUGGAUGUAGCUUCAUAUUUAGCAGGGAGCUAACUCUCUGCAAGAAAGCAAAUUCAACUCUCAGAGUGCUUGAAAUAUUAUGAAAUAAAUUAAAUUCAUGAUGUCAAAGACCUAUUAACCUCACAACCUAAGACCAGGCAGGCCCCAGGGGAGCACGUCAGGCUUUAAAGCCAAUUUUUGUGGUGGCAAAAUAGUGUAAUAACAACUGCCGGGUCUGUCAUAUGAUGCUCUGCAGUCAAAAAAGACUGUUUUCCAUUGACUUUCAUGGCAAAAGACACAUUUGUAAAUUAGUGGAUGCAUUUUUUGACCGUCACAACCCCCACAAAGUGUCCCGGAUCAGCCAUUUGGUCCAUUAAUAUUGCAAAAUCUAAAAGGGCCGCAAGAUUAAAUAAUUUUAUCCCCAUUCAAGGUACCAGCAACCAUCAGAGACUCCAGUAAGAUAAUAGUCCUGACCAUGAAACAGCCUGGCACAUAACUGCCCAUAAACAACACGAUUGUUAAUAACUGAGUUUUAGAAGAUCUGAUAGGUGUAUUUUGUUACCUUUCGAUAGAGCCUGGCCAGCUGUUUACCUCUGUUUCCAGUCUUAAUGCUAAGCUAAGCUAACCAGCUGCUAGCAGUAAUUUCAUAUUAGGCAUACAGACAAGACAGUGGUAUUGUAUUUAUCUAACUCUUGGCAGGAAAGUAAAUGAGCAUAUUUGCUUAAGUGUUGAACUUUUUCUGUAACUUUGGGUCUUAAGCGCUUUGAUGACAUAAAUGUGAUUAUGUAAAUGGACAAAUGCUGUAUCACUAUACUGAACCAUGCAUAGUCAAUGAUUAUUCUGCAAUAAUUCUUACAUUUUGAUGUGAACUCAAGUAGUAGUGCUAGCAUUGAAAUUAUGAAUUUGUGUUUCUUUUUAUUUUGAGUUGUCAUAGCUUGUACUUUAAUGGGAAUGUUUGUCAAAUGAACUAAAUGAAAUUAUGUUUCUGGGGGGCAAACGCUUUUUAGAACAGUUGGCUAAUACCUAAGAGGGCAUUCUUUCCCAAGAGUAUUGUACGAGUAAAGAACAUCUUCAAGGGUAUUAUGGCUUUUAUACAACUGUUAUCAAUGCAUGUGUACCAUUGAAAUGUUUGCUUCAAAUUAGUACACAUAUGAAAGAAAUAAAAACAGAAAAGCAAGGAUUGCUAAUGCUUAUUAGCACGGUUGACACGUGCAUUUGACAAAGAUCUUGUUGUGUUAUUUGAAUUUGAUCGCUAUGGCAGUGUGAUUUCAAUAACAUCAAUAUUCAUGUGUUACUCAGUGUUUGGAAACUGUAUUUACGUUUGUGUAUAUGCCUGAGUAUACUACAACUUUGAAACAAACUGCAACUAAUGCAAUAAUAGGGUGCAAUGUGCAAUUAUUUAUUCAGUUAUUAUUAGCUUAGAUACAGGAGAGCUGUGUAGCUUGUUUAAAAAUGUUUUUUUUAUUUUAACCACAUUUCAUGUGGCAGCAACAACAGGAAAAGAAGAAUGACUAGACAUGUUUUUUCAGCUUUUGUUUUGUGUAUUGCAGUUGGAGGAAAAAAAAGUGAUAGAACUUUGUAACUAUUUUUGAUUGAUUUAUUUGCUAUGUGCAGAUCUAUAUUAGUUGUGGGUAAUUACAUAGGUUUUAAUUUCAAAGUGUUGGUAAGUAUAAAAACAAAUAAAGUUUCAUUUUUUCUUUCUGUGA